Molecule: messenger RNA, 1458 nt
Organism: Paecilomyces variotii
Lineage: Eukaryota; Fungi; Ascomycota; Eurotiomycetes; Eurotiales; Thermoascaceae
Exons: 1
Coding region: 141-1247 (368 amino acids)
Biological process (GO): protein complex oligomerization; response to salt stress; response to hydrogen peroxide
Source: RefSeq, a predicted model, not a curated record
UCAUCUUCAAGACGCUUUUUCCUACAAAGCAAAUUUAUCUUGCUCUCUUGCAGUCCAAGCGGACUUUUGAUCUGAAAAAUCUGAAAAAGUGCUAUCUGCUCAUACCACAUUCAAUCAAUCAAAACUUCACUAACAACAGGAUGGCUUCUGUGCACCAUUUCCACCAUCAUCCCCAUAGCUUCCAUGGCUUUGGGGAGUCUCCCAUGGAUAUGGGAAGUGGUCCCUUCUUUGGUCCUCAUGGUCACCCUCAUCAUCAUCGUCACCACCAUCACGGCCCACCUCCCUUCUGGGAACAUGCUCAUGGCUCCUGGCAGGCCCAGGAAUGCUCAGACCACCCUUCUUCUGAGGAAGCUGAUGAUGCUUCGCCUUCUGAAAACGAGGGAACUGCAGCUCCCCGCGCAGGUCCAGGUGACCAAGCGGGCGAGCGAAGCCCCGAAGGACGUAGACAGGGACGCCGCGGCCGCGGUCACGCUCACGGCCACCACCAUGGCGGUCCUCGUGCGUUCCGUGGACACGGUCCAGGUCAUCAUGGAUUUGCUGCUUUCUCUACUGACUUUACUCGUGGCCGGGGCGGGUUCCACGGCCACCGCGGAGGUCCUCGUGGUCAUGGACCGCACUUUGGCCGACGUGGAGGCCACUUCCACGGCCCUACUCUUAAUCAAGAGAUCGACUUCAUCCCCCGUGCUGACGUCUUCAGUACUGCAAAUGAGUUUGUAGUCCAUGUUCCCCUGCCUGGAGCCAAGAAGUCGGACAUCAGCGUCGAGUAUGAUGCUGAUCAUUCCAGCCUCCGUCUGAAGGGCGUCGUGCACCGACCUGGUAUCACUGAAGAGAUGAAGGACGCGCUCGUCCUCGACGGACACGCCUACUGGACGGGUGCGUUUGAAAGAAAAAUCAAACUCGGAUACCGACGAGAACCAGCUCAUAUCGACAGCGAUAAAAUCACCGCCUCUCUCAACGAUGGUAUUCUCGUCGUGGUCUUACCCAAAAUCGCCGUCGACCCUGAGAAUCAAACAAAGAAAAUCCGCAUCGAGGUGGUUGACGAUAAGACCGACUCAACAGGUGAGGAUCGCAAGGCAGAUGAAGAACAGAGUCCACCAGCCGCGCAACUAGACGCCAUGACCGUGGACAGCGAGACGGAAAAAGGUGAGGACGGUGAGCGAGUCCACACACCCGGUCCCGAAUCCGACUUUAGCGAUGUUGAGGAAGAAGCAGAAGGUCACGAGUACGUCAAGGUCGACGUGCAGUAGACCAAAACAGGGAAACAAUGCAGAAAAGUACUGUACAAGACACAAAGGAUGAAGAGAGGAACAUCAAGGCAAAAACAUACAAUCGAAAAUAUACAACUGAAGAUCCUUAUGAUCUUCUGAUUAUUUAGUUUAGGAGUUCGGAGUUUUGAAUCUAUUGGCUUUCCCCUUUGGGGGUUUUUUUUUAUUACUUCCAUUGUAAGUCAUGAGCAAU